Xenia sp. Carnegie-2017 is the source of this 2007-nucleotide messenger RNA. RefSeq names its product G2/M phase-specific E3 ubiquitin-protein ligase-like. The transcript has 6 exons. Bases 112 to 2007 code for a protein of 631 amino acids. The record is from RefSeq and is a predicted model, not a curated record. Gene Ontology annotation, molecular function: ubiquitin-protein transferase activity. NCBI's taxonomy places the organism in Eukaryota, Metazoa, Cnidaria, Anthozoa, Malacalcyonacea, Xeniidae.
ACCUCUGAGCCUUCAAGCAGCUCUGUUAAAUCACCUUGUGUGACUCACUCGACUGGGAACUCCCCCACUUCGUCGAACACGUCUUCAUCUUGUACAAGUUUGUCUACUUUCAUGAAGAACAAGGAGGCUGAACGACGGUCGCAUUUUGAGACCAAGAGGAAAAAGUCACGCUCUGCAACAUCACGAAAAAAUACUGAUGUUUUUAUAACAGUAGGUUUAAUGGAAUACGACCACGAUGAUUCAUAUACGCCAAGACGGGUUUUUGGUAAAACAUUUCCUGUGAAGGUGACACCGGACAUGGUGUAUGAUCAAGUUCUUAAAAGAUCUUUGACCAAAUGGGCUAACUAUGAUAGAACAUUUUGCCCUGAUAGAGGUUACGUACUUGUUUACCCAGAUGGUCAAUUGGCACGAACAAUUCCUGGUGGGGACGAAGAAUUCGUAAUGGGCAAGUACAAAGAAGAACUUGGGAAAGCGUACUCAAGAAUAAGUUUGUACCUUUGCCCUGUAGCACCAAAACAGAAAGUGAGAGCGAAUGAUGUACUCAUCACUGAUCUACUUACCGAAAACGACGAUUUGGACCUCAAUACUGAAUUACAAGAAGAAGUGCCAGAAAAUUGUAAUGGAAAUUUGGCAGUAUCUCCAGAAUCCAGUGGAAAUGGGUCUGGGGAAGCUGCUGCAACAUCCUAUGCUUUGACAGACUUUUUACCAGUUGGAGUUGAUGAGAAUGCUGCUGUGCAACAGGCCAUACGUAAUAGCUUGUCUAUGCAUGUCGAUGUGGAAGAUGCAGUUGGUGAUGCUAUCACUGACCCUGAAAUUCUCACAAGUGAUGGUUUCUUGAAUGCAGUUAAAGAGCAUGCAGCAGACAAAAUUCAAGGAAACCCUCGAAACAUUGUUGUUAGCCGAUUAAGCAUAUGGCGAACUGCGCUACCAUAUUUUAGAAGGAAAGGCUUCCUUAGUUCUGCUGGCAUUUUGAAAGUAUCAUUUGCUACAUUUGAAGAGGAGGAAGAUGCCGUAGAUCAAGGUGGCCCAAGAAGAGAAUUCUUCCAUCUACUUCUUGGAGCUAUUGCACGAGACAGUGGAAUAAUGUGUAGCAUGCCAACAGGUUGUGUAAUUCGCUGCAAUGUUGGAGCCUUGAUUCAAGGAACAUUUUUGGCUGUUGGACACAUGUUGGCUACACUUGUUGUGCAAGGUGGAGAAUUGCCACGAAUAUUUAGCAAAUCUGUUUGCCAAUAUAUUGAGGCAGGGUUUGUCGGCUGUACACCAGAUAUAGACGAGCUACCUGACAAGAACAUUAGAGAUUCUCUUUUAAAGCUGAAAGCUGCAAAGGAUCAAGGGGGUGUUGAUUCUUUUUUGGCUGAGAGUGAGUGGAGAUAUGACAUUGAUGGAUUGUCCCAAACCCUCCUAAUUAAAGAUAAGCUGAUGUUCAUUGAGGAGGUCACCAAAUACUUCAUCAUCAUAAAAUGCAAACCAAUGCUUGAUCAGCUCAUUGAAGGCCUCAAUUAUUAUGAUGUUUUGCAACUGGUCCGUGCUAAUAAAGGAAUGGCAAACUAUUUAUUCCAGUACAAUCCAGAGGAAAAGAUGGAUGGCAGCAAGCUGAUAAAAAUCAUGAAACCUAAUUUUUCUCCAAUUGGUCACCAUCGUAGAGAACCACAAGAAAUAAUAAUGGCUAAAUUUAUCGCCUUCAUCAAGUCCAUGGAAGAUGGAAGUUUGCUGGGAAACUUACAUGAUGAAGGAAUCGAGUUGACAGAAGAAGAGGAGCGCUUUGCUUCUGAAGCAACUCCUAAGCAUAUUCUUCUAUUUGCAACUGGUGCAACCAACGUACCUACUAUUGGCUUUGUACCUAAACCAACAAUCACAUUUGUUCAUGAUGAUGGCAAGAUGAUACCAUCAGCUCAGACCUGUUCCAACUCAUUGCAUUUGUAUGUGAACAAGAAGACACUAGAUUGUAGUCUGGCCCAUUGCUUGCUGACAGCUUUAAUGAAUGGAGGAAUAUUUAGUAAAUUGUGA